This is a messenger RNA of Arvicanthis niloticus (Nile rat), 1344 nucleotides long. Lineage: Eukaryota; Metazoa; Chordata; Mammalia; Rodentia; Muridae. The record is from RefSeq and is a predicted model, not a curated record.
AUGAUAAAGCAAGAUGCUGCAGAUACUGCUGAUAACAUUAUUCAUGGUUCGAGUCAGAAGAGGAGAUGGCACUUCCUGGAUGUAGUAACUUAUGAUGAUAUGCACGUGAACUUCACUCAGGAAGAGUGGGCUUUGCUAGAUCCUUCUCAGAAGAGUCUCUACAAAGAUGUGAUGUUGGAGACCUAUAGAAAUCUCACAGCUAUAGGCUACAUUUGGGGAGACCAUACUAUUGGUGAACAUUUUCCAAGUUCUAGAAGACAUGGAAGGCAUGAAAGAAGUUAUACAGGAGAGAAACCCUUUGAAUGUAACCAAUGUGGUAAAGCCUUUGCAGGAAGGUAUCACCUCCAAAGACAUAAACAAACACAUACAAGAGAGAAACCCUAUGAAUGUAACCAACGUAGUAAAGCCUUUGCACAAAGCAGUGUUCUCCACUAUCAUAAAAGAACACAUACUGGGGAGAAACCCUAUGAGUGUAACCAAUGUGGUAAAUUCUUUGCAAGAAGCAGUAUCCUCCAAAAACAUAAAAGAACACAUACAGGAGAGAAACCCUAUGAAUGUAACCAAUGUAAUAAAGCCUUUGCAGGAAGCAGUGGUCUUGAAUAUCAUAAAAGAACACAUACAGGAAAGAAACCCUAUGAAUGUAACCAAUGUCAUAAAGCUUUUGCAUUCAGCAGUGUUCUCCAAAAACAUAAAAGAACACAUACAGGGGCGAAACCCUAUGAAUGUAACCAGUGUGAUAAAGCCUUUGCAGGAAGGUAUCACCUCCAAAGACAUCAACGAACACAUACAAGAGAGAAACCAUAUGAAUGUAAACAAUGUGGUAAAACCUUUGCAAAAAGCAGUGGUCUCAACUAUCAUAAAAGAACACAUACAGGAGAGAAACCCUUUGAAUGUAACCAAUGUGGUAAAUCCUUUGCAAGCAGCAGUAACCUCCAAAAAUAUAAAAGAACACAUACAGGAGAGAAACCCUAUGAAUGUAACCAGUGUGGUAAAGCCUUUGCAGGAAGGUAUCACCUCCAAAGACAUAAACAAACACAUACAGGAGAGAAACCCUAUGAAUGUAACCAAUGUGGUAAAGCCUUUGCACAUAUUAGUGUCCUCCAGUGUCAUAAAACAACACAUACAGGGGAGAAACCCUAUGAAUGUAACCAAUGUGGUAAAACCAUUGCAAGAAGCAGGAAGCUCCAAAAACAUAAAAGAAUACAUACAGGAGAAAAACCCUAUGAAUGUAAUCAAUGUGGUAAAACCUUUGCAGUAAGGUGUCACCUCCAAAGACACAAACAAACACAUACAGAACAGAAACACUAUGAAUGGAACCAAUCUGAAAAAGAAGUGGUAAAAUGA